Meloidogyne enterolobii is the source of this 258-nucleotide messenger RNA. The record is from the annotation of a GenBank genome assembly. Lineage: Eukaryota; Metazoa; Nematoda; Chromadorea; Rhabditida; Meloidogynidae.
AUGAAAGAAGAAUAUUAUGAAUUUAAUCCAAAAAAUAAAAAAUCUUUCAAACACCCAAAAGGUAUUGGUUCUUCUUCUUCUUCGAGUGGGUCGGCGGCAAGUGCUUGGUGGGGAAUGGAAAGGAAGGUUGAAUUAAAUGAAAGUGAUCUGAUUCUUUUUGAAAGUUGGAUAGUUCCAUUGAUAAAUGAAAUGAUGUGGAAUGAAUUCAGGGCAACCAAGGGAAGUUGGGAAGCUGAGGUAGUUUUUAAUUAUCAUUAA